UUACAUUAUCAUAUAAUGACAUUGAUUUUUAAACAAUGACAUCGUAUUAUAUUGUGAUAUAAUGACAUUGACUUUUAACAUGUAUGAAAUUUUAACAUUGUGACAUUGUUAAAUUUAUAACACGUGACAUUGUUUAUACAAUUACUAUUUAGAUUCUCAUGCUGUGUUCAAGUCUUAUUUGAGUCCUUUUCCCAACUAUUUUCAAAUUGAACAUGGUCUUCAAUACCUCCAUAAUGGGAUGAGGAUGAGGAUGAAGCAUUUACAGGCAUCUAUGCGUGAAUUAACAAACACGGCCCACCAAUAUGUGCUACCUGAAGCGCUGCGUGUGCUCAGAAAAGAAAGUAAAAAAAAAAACAAUUAAAAGGGAAAUCGAAUGAAAAAGAAGAAAUCAAAAAGAAAAACGCAAUCAGCUGCCAACUUCACGCGAAGGAAAAGUAAUAGACGAAAAGAAGAAGAAGAGAACAAUUAGCUGUGACCACUCCGGCGAUGUCCAGAGGCAGACCGGGCAGACCGGCGCUUGACACACAACAUUUGAGCGUCCCAGCGACGGUUGACUGCGUUGAGGAAUGCUUUAGUAAGAACAUUAAAUUCUAGGAGAGUUGAUGGAGAGUGCGAGGCGGCGACAACGGAGGUGGUGUCGCCGUAGAUGGUGGCCGGCGGUUCUCUCCCAGACGGUGAGGGGCAUGAGUGGGAAUGAAUUUUCUUUACUUAACAAAGGCAGAAUGAAGAGAGAAGGUGGAAGUAUCAUGUUUUUGUGUUUCGUUGUUUGGAUGUCCAUAUCCAUGGUUGCAGCAGCCAAACGCAGCGCAAGAAAGCUGGCAGUGAAAUCGGACUGCGAUGUUGAUAUCGAGGACAUGAACAAGUCGUGCAAGGAAUGGCUGAUGACCAGCGUGUUAGAUGAAGUCUGUGAGGCGGAAGUAAUCCUUGUAAGGACACAGUGCCGUAAAGAGCAAGUCCUUAAGGAGGCUCCUUAUUUCUUCUCCCCUU
Cuscuta europaea is the source of this 987-nucleotide messenger RNA. Lineage: Eukaryota; Viridiplantae; Streptophyta; Magnoliopsida; Solanales; Convolvulaceae. The record is from the annotation of a GenBank genome assembly.